This is a messenger RNA of Prunus armeniaca (apricot), 471 nucleotides long. NCBI's taxonomy places the organism in Eukaryota, Viridiplantae, Streptophyta, Magnoliopsida, Rosales, Rosaceae. The record is from the annotation of a GenBank genome assembly.
AUGUCUGAUCUCCAGACACAUCCUGAGAUUCUAGAUAAAUUCUGGAGGGAAAAGCUUCAUGCAUUGUACACCAAUUACCUCUGCCCUCUUAAUGUCUCAAAUUCAAUUGCGACUGUAAUAUCUGCCACUGCAACCUGGAAAUUUACUAACAUCAGAAGUAUUGGUUGGGGAUGGACUGGUAUAAUUUGGUUGUACAAUAUUAUCAUUUACAUGCUCCUUGAUCCCAUCAAAUUUGCUGUCCGUUAUGCUCUCAGUGGACAGGCAUGGGGUUUGGUAGUAGAUCAAAGAACCGCAUUUACCAGCAAAAACGACUUUGGAAAGGAAGCACGUGAGGCUGCAUGGGCAACUGAACAGCGAACACUACAUGGACUCCAUCUGUUGACAGAAAAAAUGUUUUCGGAGAGGAACACUUUUAGGGACAUUAAUCUCAUGGCAGAAGAAGCUAAAAGGCGGGCAGAGAUUGCAAGGUAA